UUAAAUUACCAUGUUGAAGCGGCGAUACCCAACUGGGUUUGGCUCUUUCUGGCGAUCACGUUUUUUGCCAAUUAUGCGCUCGAUGGAAUGGAUGGAAAGCAAGCACGACGAACCGGAACCUCAGGUGCAACUGGAGAAUUUUUUGAUCAUGGUAUUGAUACUUGCAUCACAGUGCCCUUGGCUAUAACAUUGUUCUCGAGCGUGGGUCGUGGCGAAUUCAGCACGCCUUUUGUGAGGGUAAUGUACGUGUUACUGAGUGUUCAAAUUUAUGUUCAUGCUAUUCACUGGGAGCAAUAUAAUACUGGUGUGAUGCGCUCUCCAUGGGGAUAUAAUAUCGGAAACUGGAUGCUUAUGGGUACCUACCUGAUGACUUAUAUAAUUGGGUGUGAAUCGUAUAAGACCUAUGUUUUUGGUUUAAUAAGACCGGUGAUCCUGUUGGAAACUGGAUUUUAUAGUUCGCAUUAA
This is a messenger RNA of Anisakis simplex (herring worm), 465 nucleotides long. The record is from the annotation of a GenBank genome assembly. Lineage: Eukaryota; Metazoa; Nematoda; Chromadorea; Rhabditida; Anisakidae.